Messenger RNA from Prosopis cineraria, 2588 nucleotides. Its product is annotated as pentatricopeptide repeat-containing protein At3g12770-like. Gene Ontology annotation, biological process: RNA modification. Gene Ontology annotation, molecular function: RNA binding; protein binding. The coding region runs from base 146 to 1810 and encodes 554 amino acids. NCBI's taxonomy places the organism in Eukaryota, Viridiplantae, Streptophyta, Magnoliopsida, Fabales, Fabaceae. The record is from RefSeq and is a predicted model, not a curated record. The transcript is spliced from 3 exons.
CUGUGAGAGUCCAUUUCCAGUUAGUGGAGAACUAGCCAUUUGCUUCAAUGCAGUUCAAACAGGCACCUUGGUUUCCCUUAAUAAUCCCCAAGGCCAAAACCAGAUGAAAUAGGGCUUGUGUGGUGAAUCUCCUUCACCCACAAAUAUGGAAGCAAGGGCGGUGCAUGCAGAGAAUUGCAUUUCUUUGAUCAAGCAAAGUAGCAACAUCCAAUCCCUGAAAUGUGUUCAUGCUUGCAUGCUCAGGUCCCACCUUUGCUUCAACCUCUUCUUCUCCACUAAACUUAUCGCUCACUACCUCUCUCUCGGCUCCAUCUCACUCGCUUCCACCUUAUUCUCUCUUGCUUCUCACUCUUCCUCGCCCGAUGUCUUCCUCUGGAACGUCAUGAUACGUGGCUUCCUCGACAAUUCCCUCCAUCACCGUUCUUUGGAACUCUACACGCAAAUGCGACAACUUCCCCACCUCCAACCAGACAAUUUCACCUUCCCGUUUGUUCUGAAGGCCUGUGCUUAUCUACGAGAUUAUCGGUUCGGUAUUCGAGUUCAUGCUGAUGUGGUGCAAUUUGGGUAUGGUUCUGAUGUGACCGUGGCUAACUCUUUGUUGACUUUGUAUGGCAACUGUGGCCGUCAUGACAUUGCACGCCGGUUGUUUGAUGAUUUGCUCGACAAGAAUGUUGUCUCUUGGAGUUCAAUUAUUGGCGCAUACGCCCAGAAUGGGUGCUACCGCCAAGGGCAAUUCUUGUUUUCGCAGAUGUUAGCCAAUGGAAUUGUGCCAAACAGAGCUUCCAUCUUGAACGCUAUGGCUUGUGUGCACACAGAAAAGGAAGCUGACCAUGUUAGGAGGUUCGUGAUGGACAAUGAGCUUGACUUGGAUAGAUUAAUACAGAAUGCUACCAUGAGAAUGUAUGCGAGAUGCGGGAGGAUGGAUGUUGCUCGGGCAUUAUUUGAUGGGAUAAUUGAUAAGGAUUUGGUAUGCUGGACAUCAAUGAUUGAAUCUUAUGCUGGGGCUAGUAUGCCGUUGGAGGCCUUGGGGCUCUUUAGACAGAUGAUCUUGUUAAAAAUCAAUCCUGAUUCAGUGACCCUUCUGGCUGUAGUUUGUGCUUGUUCACAGUUGGCAUGUUUCCAGCAAGCACGUUUCAUUCACGGUUUUGUAAUUCGGAACUGUUUCCAAAAUCAAGUAUCUCUUGAAACUUCUGUAGUCGAUCUCUACGUGAAAUGUGGAAAUCUGGCAUACGCCAGAAGAGUUUUUGACCAAAUGCAGGAGAAAAAUGAGAUCUCAUGCAGCACCAUGAUUUCAGGUUAUGGGAUACACGGCCACGCUAGAGAAGCUUUGGACUUAUUUGAUCAGAUGAAGGCGUUGCGACAACCAGACCUUAUUACGUUUGUGUCUGUUUUGUCAGCAUGCAGUCAUGGUGGAUUGAUACAGGAAGGAUGGGAGUGCUUCAAUUCCAUGAGUAGAGAUUUUGGAAUAAGACCAGUUUCUGAACAUUAUGCAUGCGUGGUUGAUCUCUUGGGUCGUGCUGGGCGACUUUGUGAAGCCCAUGACUUUAUUCAGAAGAUGCCAAUAAAGCCAGGUGCAGCUGUAUGGGGAGCACUGUUGGGUGCCUCUAGAAUUCAUUCAAAUGUAGAAAUGGCUGAGCUUGCUGCAAAAUAUCUUUUAGAGUUGGACUCCAAUAACGCCGGUCGAUAUGUUCUUUUAUCCAAUAUUUACGCUUCUUGUGGUAAAAGAAUAGAAGCGGAUAUGGUUAGAGCUCAAAUGAAACAGAGAAGGGUGAGGAAAAUUGCCGGGCAAACUACUAUACAUCGAGGCUAAGAUCAAGGCAACAGAUUUCGCAGUGUGGAUAUGGUAAACCCAAUUGAAAAAGAAAAGGGUAUUACACUUGAAGAAUUUAGGAUCACAAAGAUGCACAUAGCUAACGGAUGAUCCAAAUUAGAAGUCAAAAACUCUUUAAGUAAGUAAAGAUCGAAGGCAAAGCAAAGUUAAAAUUUACACCACAUCUCUGCCUUAUGCCACAGCAUGAAUUCAGUCAUAAUGGUAGAAAAACCUGUGAGCAAGUAUGCCACGGCAUCUUUGUAGAUGCUAGAGUGUAAUACCCAAUGACAGGCAACAGAAUGGUCUUACAUCAUAGCGUGACACAAUUAUGCCAUGGCGUGUUCGUCAGUUGGUGAAACGCUCAGCUUUGAAGAAAACUAAUAUUUCUAGGGUUCUGAAGGGGGGAGCUCAACAUUCUGGACUUCCAGCAGCUACUGUAUGUGGGGAAUGAAGGGAGAACACCAAGGACGAGUUGGAGAAGCAUGGGUUUCAUGGGAGAUUAGUGGUUUUCGUCCAAAAUCACUUUAAUUAAGCUUUUCUUCUCCUUUUUCUCUUCAUUUUGAUGUAUAGUUCACUGAUUUGCCAUGUUCAAAGCUAUAUGUGGCUGAUUUCUUCUUAAACCUAAAGGAAUUAUGAAUCUGAUGAUGGAUUAGGCUUGUUUUUAUCGAUUAAUUAUGCUUAAUGUUGAUUUUAGUUGCUCAAUCUUGUGUUUGAAUGUCUAUUUGAUGUUUGGCUCCCAUUAAAUAUGAUUUUGAGUGUUGGGAUUUUUCCUUGACAA